AUGGCUCAACGACCUGGGCCGCAGAGCGAGGAUGCGCGGAAAACCUCGUCCUCCCCAGCUGAGCCGCUGCUGCCGGAGUUCUCAGACCCUUCGUUCGACCCCGUCGACUUCCUCAACGACACUCUUCCGCCGCUGAGCACUUCGCAAUCGCGCUCAGCGGGCGGCAGUUCGAUCGCGGACCUCUCUGCUCGGACCCAAUCGCUGCUCUCCCAGCUCACCGCACAAAACGCCCGGCUAUCAAACACGCUGAACCAGCUUACAGAUGAGAUAAUACGAAGCAGCGGGCGGCUGGCGUAUGAGGUUGAGGUCCUGCGUGGAGAGACAAUCGGCCUUUCAGACACCCUUACAGAUACGUUACAGGAUGAUAUUCGCAGCUUCCUACCCCGGGGCCUGCCUGAGCCCGACGCCACCGCCCUGGAGGAGGAUGUACACCGGGAGGGACAACAGGAAAAAGAGCCAGGCACCAAGACGCAGCCGGAGAUCACACAAGAAGAUCCAGAGUAUAUAUCACGUCUGCGGACUUUGAUGCAGGUCAGAACGCGACUGGAGGAGGUCAUACAGGUAUUUGGACAUGCAAUGGAAUGGCCGUUGCCUCCCUCAGAGGUAUCGAUUACCUCCUCCUUCAUAUCUGUCUCAGCUCCAGAAGCUGGCCCUGAAUCACGGAGCCUGGAAGAAAAGGGGCGCGAGGUUGCUAAGAAAUUCAGAUCACAGAUCACCGGGCUGCUGGACAGCAACGGUGGAGGAGAAGCCGGUUUGGAAGCAGCAGCUCGUCGAGUUGAGGAAUUACGGCUCCUCGCGGGCGUAUGGAAGGGCACGGUAGAAGAGAAACCGAGACUCAAGUUUGUCGACAGCCUUGCAAAGAUUGUUGAAGACAGGCGGAAGGUCCUUGAAAACCACGCUAGGGAAAGAGAGGAAAAGGAGAACCGAAAGGCUGGUGGGACUGCCUCCAAGGGCAGAACUUCUGAACUUCCUUCUCGCGAAAAACCGGAGAGUACUGGUAGUGGGCUAAUGCGCAAUUUACAACGUCUGAGAGAUGAGAUAUACCUUGAAUAG
This is a messenger RNA of Trichophyton benhamiae CBS 112371, 1053 nucleotides long. RefSeq lists its product as uncharacterized. The transcript has a single exon. NCBI's taxonomy places the organism in Eukaryota, Fungi, Ascomycota, Eurotiomycetes, Onygenales, Arthrodermataceae. The coding region runs from base 1 to 1053 and encodes 350 amino acids. The record is from RefSeq and is a predicted model, not a curated record.